AUGACGAUGCCCUUCCUGCUCACGCCGGGCGCUCGGGCGGCGCCCUCGCCGUCAACGCUGUCGCGCCUACUCCUUCCGCUCCACCUACAAAUUACUAAUGGCCGGCACAACCACCAGCACCGUCACGUCUCCGUCUCCGUCUCCGCCUCCGCUUCCCCCCUCCUCUACCCUCGCCUCCGCAACCGCCGCGGCCGAUUCUUCGCGUCCUCCUCCUCGUCUCAGAUGGCGGCGCCUGCCGACGCCCCCGGAGGUUCAUCGGACGCGUUCGAGGUGAUCCGCGUUCACCAGGCAAAAGCUGCUCGUCUUUCACCAGUUGAAGAAAUACGGACCAUUCUGGACCGAAGUGUCAGAGGCGUUCUUGCUACGCAUUCUCAGGAUCAUGCUGGUUAUCCAUCUGGUUCAAUGGUUGAUUUUGCAUGUGAUCAGGAUGGUUCCCCCAUAUUAGCAGUGAGUAGUUUAGCAAUUCAUUCAAAGAAUCUCUCCGGAAAUCCUAAAUGCUCACUUCUUGUCGCGAAAGACCCUGAGGACAGAACGGAUACUGUAAUAACUGUAUAUGGCGAUGCUGUUCCUGUUUCUGACGAAGAAAAAGAUUCAGUGAGAAGCGCUUACCUACGAAGGCACCCUGAUGCUUUUUGGGUUGACUUUGGUGACUUCAGUUUCCUGCACAUCAAACCUAAAGCUGUGCGCUAUGUAUCUGGUGUUGCAACUGCUCUCCUUGGCUCUGGAGAAUUCAGUGCUGCCGAGUACAAGGAAGCAAAAGUUGAUCCAAUAUCUCAAUUCUCAACUCCUAUUACAAGCCAUAUGAACAAGGAUCAUGCCGAUGAUACAAAGCUCAUUGUGCAACACUCCACUGCUGUUAAGGUGGAUUUUGCUUAUAUGCUGGAUGUGGACAGCCUUGGUUUUAAUGUGAAGGCUGGUUAUGAUGGAAGUGUUCUGAAGUUGCGUAUCCCCUUCCCAAGGCAGGCGCAAGACAGGAAGGAUGUUAAGACACUAAUUGUGGAAAUGCUCCAAGCUGCAAGAGCCUCAUCUUCAGUUCCUGAAUGA
Molecule: messenger RNA, 1044 nt
Organism: Miscanthus lutarioriparius
Lineage: Eukaryota; Viridiplantae; Streptophyta; Magnoliopsida; Poales; Poaceae
Source: the annotation of a GenBank genome assembly